UACAGCCGCAGUACUUGCAGCUAUGGCAUUUUACUGGGCCUUCGUACUUCUUCUGAUUUAUAGCAUAGACCACACAAAUGGAGUUUGUAUACAAUCUUUAACUUUAGAUCACGGAAAGGUCACAUACAAGGACAAUGGAUUUUCAGUGCUGUUUGAGUGUGAUCCCGAUUACAUCCUGCAGGGAAAUGCUGAGCUUCCCUGCAAUGAGGAUGGUCGUAUUACAGAAUUAAAGCCAUUCUGUGCCAAAAGCGGCUGCAAAUUUGAAAACGGAACCAUUACAAAUUCUCUAAAGCUAGAGGUAUCAUGCCCGAAUGCAGAUUUGUUUGGACAUUCCAUUGCCUAUUGCGAUGGAGAAGAGUGGAGCAACGAGCUGGGAACAUGUUACACUCAACCCACACCAGCGUACUCCUGCAAUUUCGAGAACAUGAAUAGGUGCAACUGGAUGCCGUUCCCGUAUCCUAGUCUUUGGAAUCGGGUCAGUGAUGUCACCCACUUCCAUUACGCCGAAACCGGACCCUACAAAGAUAGCGAAUCCCAUGGAUACUACAUGCGGAUGUUGACCGGGAGAGGCAAGUUCUGGGACAGGCACUACUUGCUAUCGCCAACAUAUCCCAAGGAGUUCAGUCAGCACAACGCCUGCUUCUCGUUCAGCUACUACAUGUUCGGUCGCGGAGUGGAUUCUCUAGAAGUGUCCGUUGCACCAGACUCCAAUCCCAUUAAUGGCACCAUUUGGAAGCGUAUUAUAGCUGAAUCCCAAGCAGCCAAGUGGUUAACUCUGACGAUCCCAAUUCCUAAAAUGGAGCAGGACUUUAAAGUGGUAUUCACGGGAAAACACGCUAGGCGUCAAUUCGGGGACAUCGCCAUCGACGAUGUGAAGCUAAUGUCUGGUGAGAACUGUCCAACUGUCUCGUAGGUCAGGUGCCACCAAAUCCCAACACUCUGGUUAACAUUCUAAAACCUUAAAUUAACGAUUUUUAAUUUCAAUAAAUAUUGGGUACAA
Messenger RNA from Drosophila subpulchrella, 1000 nucleotides. Its product is annotated as MAM and LDL-receptor class A domain-containing protein 2-like. Gene Ontology annotation, cellular component: membrane. NCBI's taxonomy places the organism in Eukaryota, Metazoa, Arthropoda, Insecta, Diptera, Drosophilidae. The transcript has 3 exons. The record is from RefSeq and is a predicted model, not a curated record. Bases 23 to 913 code for a protein of 296 amino acids. Gene Ontology annotation, biological process: nervous system development.